AUGUUUUGGCAUUUAAAAAAUAGAAUUAAAGAAGAAACUGGUAAUGAUGUUGAUUUAAUCCCCUCAAUAGUAAAUUCUAGCCAUACUAAACUUAGUAAAGAUAAACAAAGUGAAUCUUCUACUAGUUUAGGCAGCUUUACAAUUGACAGUAGUAAAGAAGAAGAAGAAGAAGGAAAAUCAAAUUUAGACAUGAAACUAGCAGAUGGAAAGGUAAUUACUCCUAAAGAAUUUAAAAAGCUUGAAAGUAAAGAAGAAGAAUGGAGAAAAAAAUUGGAGAAAAAAGAAGAAAAGUUAGUGUUAAAAUUAAAAAAAGCAGAAGAAAAUUGGAAAAAACAAUUAGAUGAAAAAGAAAAAGAAUUAAGGGAAGCAUUAGAUAAAAAAGAAAGUGAAAUAAAACUUUUAGAAGUCGAGAGAGAUAAUUUAAAAUUAAAAAACAUUGAAUUAGAAGAGAAUUCGUUAAAAGCUACAGAUUAUCAAAAAAAAAUAUAUCAAUACCAAGAAGAUAUUGAUCAAUUACAGGGAUUUCAAACUCAAGAAAUGGCAAAAAUAAAACAUUUACUUUUAGUUAAAGAACAAGAAUUGGCACAAAAAGAAAAAAUUAUCAAAGAAAAUACAAUACAAUUAAAUGCCUUAAAAUCGGAAGUGUCUAGACUUAGCAACUAUGAGCAAAAAUAUGAAAAAAUUCAGGAUGAUUUAGAAUCGUUACGUCAUAGUUACGAUUUAGAAAAAUCUCAACUAACGAGUAAACUAGCGGAAAAAGAAGAAGAUGUCAGGCAUUUAAAAGAUAGAGUUAUACUUUUAGAAGAGCGUGCAAAUUCGGAACCCAUGAGUAAAAUGACCAUCGAUGAAAGAAUACAAAAACUAUUGGGAGAAAGAGCUCUUUUCGAAAGACGUUUGGAAGAAGCUCACGUUCAUCUUUUGCAAAUAAAAUCAUCGUGGAGUAGCAAAAUUGAAUCACUCGAAACACAAGUCGGUAGAUUGUGUCGUCAAGCAAGCGAAGAAAGUUCGGAAAAAAGAAGAGCGGAAAAAGAAAGAGAUGAUUUGUUGUUGAAAAUAAAUCGAUUGGAGUCGGACUACGAAAGUGUAAAAUCCGAUUGCGAAUCGACAAGGGAUAAAUUAAAAAUAUUGAAAAUAGAAAAAGAUGCUCUAGAAGAUGAAAUGAAAAUAUUAAAAAUAAAAAAAGAAGAUGAUGUUGAAAAUUAUGAAUUUAAAAUAAGUGCGUUAGUUAAAAGUUCUUCGAGUUUGGAACAAACGCUUGCGGAAAAGAUGAAAGAAAUCGAUGAGAAAGAUGAAAAAAUAAAAAAUUUAGAAAUGGAGGUGAUGGAAAAAAUUAAUACGAAUACGAAACUGGAAUCGAAAUUAAUUGAAAUAAAUAAUGAAUUAGAAUCGGGGAAAAAAUUAUACGAAGAGAUGAAUAGAAAAUUGGAAAAAGAAAAAGGAGAAAAAGAUGACAUGAUGAUGAGAAAUGCUCAAAUAUCUCAAAAAAUUGAAUUAACCAAGCAGAAAUUAAGAAAACAAGAAUUGGAAUCAAACGAACUCAAUAGUAAAAUAAACGAAUUGGAAGAAAAAUUAAACGAUAAAGAAAAAUUGUUAAAUUCCGUUUUAAAUGAAAAAAAAGAAUUGAAUGCAAAUUUUAUAAAAUUGGAAAAAAUUCAUAAAGAUCGAGAAAUGAAUACGUCAGAGGAAAAAGAACUCAAAAAUAAAGUUAGUCAACUUGAAAAUGAUAUUUUUGAAAAAAAUAAGAACAUAAAAAUAUUACAACAAAGAUUGUCGGAUAUAAAAAAAACACUUCAACGUGAAUUAAAAGUGCCUUCAACAGCCAUAGAUCCCGGAGGAUCCGAGUCAUCAGAUAAAUACGUUUUAAAACAGGAAUCACUACAGCAAUUGUCUGUGACGUCAUCAUCAGGAGUAGGAGGAUUUCGAAACGAUGAUAAUAAUUACGAGGAGAGUCGGGACGAUGUUAAUUUUAAAUAUUUAAAACACGUUCUCAUGAAAUUUUUAACGAGUCGAGAAUGCGAGGCUCAACAUCUCACGAGAGCUGUCGCGACUCUUCUUAGAUUUUCCGCCGAAGAAGAAAAAUUACUUAAAGAAACGUUAGAAUGGAAAAUGUCAUGGUUCGGGACCAAACCUGAUUUAGGAAAUGGACAAACGGCUAAAAGUAUACCCCCCAGGUGA
Pediculus humanus corporis (human body louse) is the source of this 2175-nucleotide messenger RNA. Its product is annotated as DNA double-strand break repair Rad50 ATPase, putative. The transcript has 8 exons. The record is from RefSeq and is a predicted model, not a curated record. Gene Ontology annotation, cellular component: Golgi apparatus. The coding region runs from base 1 to 2175 and encodes 724 amino acids. NCBI's taxonomy places the organism in Eukaryota, Metazoa, Arthropoda, Insecta, Psocodea, Pediculidae.